CGUGCCGGGGAAGUUCCAACCGUUUGUAUUGAGCGCGGGAGCGUGACAUCAGCGGACGGAGAGGGAGACCUGCCUGUCGCUAUGGACAAGCAGGAUGAACUUCUUAAAGAGGCAGAGACCCUGGCACGCUAUAUGUCAGGAUACCAACAUGAGCUCCCACCCGACAUAAGCAAAACAUCACAAGCUCCAGAGGAAGCCCGGGAAGAAUUGUUGCAACAAUGUGAAGAAAUAUGGAAACAAAUGGAGGAGUGCCAGAGCAAACUGACAAUGUCUGGGCCAGAAACGCUGCCGGAGAUGGAUGUGCAGCUGUACUUGCUCAUGAUGCAAGUGAAAGCCCUAACUGCUGAAUAUGAACAGUGGCAGAAGAGAACACCUGAAAUAAUAUCUGACAACCAGGAUGUUCUGCUAGCUGUCGGAAAAGAAGAGUUAGAUAAAGUAGCCCGAGAGCUAGAGAUGGUCCUUUCAUCAGUCCAAGCAAAGAACAAGAAAUUGAAGAAAGAUCUGGAGAAAGAGCAAAACUGGUUGGAUGGCCAACAGAAAUUAGUAGAUGCUCUUACCUCCAGACAAGAUGAGCUGAAAAAUCAACUUUCUACAUUUUCAGAGAAAAGGGUUUUUCAAGACAUUGCAAAUAAACUUUUUAAGGUGAGAGCUUACAAAGAAGAACUCUUAUCAGCACUGGGGGAUUUUCUAGAGGAGCACUUUCCCCUUCCCGAAGAACAAGAGAACCAGAGUAAAAAGAAAAAGGGCCAGUCCGGGAAGAAAACUGUCCCCCUGAUGACAUUGCAUGAAAUUUUAGAGAUCCUCAUAAACAAACUGAUGACAACGCCACAUGAUCCUUAUAUUGUCAUAGAACCCCAUCACUGGCCUCCGUACAUAGAAAUGCUCCUGCGGUACGGCAUUGCGCUCAGACACCCAGAAGACCCCAACAGAAUACGUUUAGAAGCUUUCCAUCAGUGACUGAAAACCCCACCACACAUACAGUAAAGCCACUGCAUAACGUACCCCCACCUAUCACAGCCGCGUUGUAGUCACUGCAUUUGACUGUGCACUGGGUGCCGGACUGGCAGGACUCCAGGAGCAGAGACAAGUUGGUGAGCUCAGGGAGCGGUGGGAAGUCAACGGGACAUGUAAUAAAGCAAUGCUAAACAAGACUUUCCAUGCAGUGGGCCAGUCGGCCAUUACAUCACAUGACCAGGGAAAGGCCAUAAUAAUUUUGUGGAGUACCAAAUACGGCCUCCUGGCCUGCCCUGUUAUGUUCUGAGAACAUUUUUAACUAAAGAUGGAUUGGCUGAAGUAACAAGCUUUUCAGUGUGGUAGCUGGGAGUUGCAUUGCAUCAUGGUACUUCUCUUACAAUAGACGAGCUGCCAUGAUGAACAUUUUGGCUGGAUUAUUUACCUACUGUACCCUUUCCACACCAACACGAGUGCUCUUCUGUCAUGUACCUGAGAAACACAAGUUCAGCAUCAAAACCAUUCCUCUGGGAAGCUCUGAUACCUAGGGACAUGUGGAUAGAUAUUCUAUAUUCCUAUCUAUAUAUAUAUGUGUGCUUUCCAAUCGGAAUUGUAAAUAUGUCCUUGCCAGAAAUAUAGUAUUGCCACUAAAUCAUUGAUUUUCCCAGGAAAACAUUUUCCAGUCUGGAUUUUCAUAUCAUGAUGUCUCUGCCUCAUUGUUGCUCUAUUGGGCUGAAAGUACACGUAACACAUUCUAUUUACAAAGUCAGUCAUAUCGUGUACAGCCAUAAUAAGCAUGGCAACAGAAAUAAAACAAUUUAAAAGA
Xenopus tropicalis (tropical clawed frog) is the source of this 1777-nucleotide messenger RNA. RefSeq names its product centromere protein K (gene cenpk). Gene Ontology annotation, cellular component: nucleus; chromosome, centromeric region. NCBI's taxonomy places the organism in Eukaryota, Metazoa, Chordata, Amphibia, Anura, Pipidae. Gene Ontology annotation, biological process: kinetochore assembly. Bases 82 to 957 code for a protein of 291 amino acids. The transcript is spliced from 12 exons. The record is from RefSeq and is a predicted model, not a curated record.